AUAAAAGCCACGGGGAGAAGGGGAGCAAAGUUACCUGUCCCUCCGGGCGAUGGAGCGCUUUGUCUACCCGUCCUAUAGCAUCUACCAAAGUUAUGGGAACGCUUUCAGCCACAGCCACAACGUGGCCCCUAGGCCGCCAUCUAAGCAAAAGCAGCCUGGCUGGAAGCAGAGCAAAACCAGCAGGAGCAGCAUCCCGAGCCCUUACCGGGGCCCCCUAUCUGCCCCUUCGCCGGCCCCGCUCCCGCCACCGCCGUCCUCGCCUGAUUAUUUAGACAGCUACAAGCGGGCCCAGCUGAAGGCGCUGCUCUCUCAAGUCAGCCCCGGCCUCGCCCCGAGGCUCCGCAAAGCCAGCACCAAGGAGGUGGGCACCCAGGUCAACCCGCGGGUGGACGCUGCCGUGCAGUGCUCGCUCGGGUCCCGCCAGCUCCAGAGCCUCCUCGGGCGGGAGCCUCCGCCGCAGCAAGGCCGCCAACUCUCCCCUUGCCCCGAGGAGGAGGCGGCAGCGGCGGCUGCGACAGAGAAGCCACCCACGGGGCGAGAAGGAGGGCCGCCAUCCCAGCAACAAGCCCAAGAGCCCGAGGGGAAGGAACCCCUGGAGCCGGAAAAGGGCGCCCAGGAGCCGGCUGAGGCGAAGGGGAAGCUUCCAGGCAGCGGGGAAGGAGAAGAAUCCGCCCAGCAGCUGCGGGACGAGGAGGGCGACGCGGCCCAGAAAGGCGCCGCUAAUGCCGCCGCCUCCACCACCACUGAGGGCAAGAGAGCUGCUUUCCAGUUCCUAGAACAGAAGUAUGGCUAUUUCCAUUGCAACGACUGCAAGACCAGAUGGGAGAGUGCUUACGUAUGGUGCAUUUCUGGAACCAAUAAGGUUUACUUUAAACAGCUUUGUCGCAAAUGUCAGAAGAGCUUUAAUCCUUAUAAAGUGGAAGCAAUUCAAUGCCGUAGCAUUCUUCCAAGCAGAAUGGUGGCAAGGGUGUUUUUGUAGAGACAGCAUUCAAGUCAUGCCAUGUAAGAGAGCACUUCUUCCUUGGUAUUUAAGAGGACUGCAACAGGCAGGCACAAAGUUGAGAACAGGCUUGCCACAGAUGGCAGGACAGGAUACCACUAAGAACCAGUGAAAUUCAGCAAAAGGCAGAAAUAUUAUCCAUACAUAAGGAUUAUGGAAGUAGGCUAUAGGUUGCUAAGCAUAAAACUACCCUUGGUUUCAACAGUAUUGGAGCAGCAACAUAGUGCACCUAAUGGGGAAAUGUGUAAAACCCUGCUUUACUUUCUCAUGCACUCAGAACUAUAGCUGAAUCACUUUCCAGGAAGAGUUAAAACUAGGACAGUAUGGGCUCUUAUUUUCCAGAGCUGCUUGAGGAGCAAGAAUUACAUUUCCCCCCAAAGGGUACACUUCCAGCAUAUUUGCUUAGUCAUAAUGAUUAAGUGUACUACUUCUGUAAGUUUGCAUAAAAUAGUGUAUGAACUCAUUCUUGCAACCUCCAUUUUCCCUUUACAAUUUAAAUGUGAGUACCUUACUUCAAUUUUGUUUAAAGGGCUAAACCCCUUAAGAGUGGAGAAACAUACAGCAUUUUUCAUCCAGCUAGGACUAUGCAUUUGAAGCCAACUUCAGAAUAAACAGCCU
Lacerta agilis (Sand lizard) is the source of this 1618-nucleotide messenger RNA. RefSeq names its product zygote arrest 1 like (gene ZAR1L). NCBI's taxonomy places the organism in Eukaryota, Metazoa, Chordata, Lepidosauria, Squamata, Lacertidae. Bases 50 to 979 code for a protein of 309 amino acids. The record is from RefSeq and is a predicted model, not a curated record. Gene Ontology annotation, biological process: translation. Gene Ontology annotation, cellular component: cytoplasm. The transcript has 4 exons. Gene Ontology annotation, molecular function: mRNA base-pairing post-transcriptional repressor activity.